CCGGGGCUGGAAAGGGCCGUGGAGGACGGGCGGCGGAGGGACCGGCUGCUGACCCGGCCAUGCUUCGCGGCCCGCGGAGUCCGCUCUGGCUCCUGCUCCUGCUGCUGCUGCUGCCGCCCCCGGGCACGUGGGGAGACGGCGGCCGCGCGAGGCCGAGGGAGGGAGCCGAGGAGGCGGGUGAGGCCGGGUCCUGCCCGGCCUUCCAGGGCCUGCGGGAGCGGCUGAGGGCGGCUGGCGCCCUCUGCAGACGCUACUGGGCUCUCUUCAGCUGCCGCUUGUGGCCCGAGGGAUGCAGGCAGGAUGAGGAGGAGCCGGCGCGGCCCCUGGGCUGGAGCCUUCCCCUGUUGGGCCAGCAGUACCUGGAUAUCCUGACCACCUGGUACUGCAGCUUCCGGGACUGUUGUGACAGUGGGGACUGCAGGAUCAUCAAUAACUUCACAGGCCUAGAGGCGGAUCUGCGCGUGCGCCUGCACGGCCAGCACCUGGCCCGGGAGCUGGUCCUGACAGCAGCCAGGGGCUACUUGGAGCUGCCCCAGCCAGACAAGGCCCUGGCUCUGUCGUUCCACGGCUGGUCUGGCACAGGCAAGAACUUCGUGGCGCGGAUGCUGGCAGAGAACCUGUACCGGGACGGGCUGAGGAGCGACUGUGUCAAGGUGUUCAUCGCCACGUUGCACUUUCCUCACCACAAGUAUGUGGACCUGUACCAGGAGCAGCUGGCAGGCCAGAUCAGGAAGACGCAGGAGCACUGCCACCAGACCCUGUUCAUUUUAGAUGAGGCUGAGAAGCUGCACCCAGGACUGCUAGAGGCCCUCAGGCCACACCUGGAACGCCAGGCCCCCGAGAACCCGAGGGCCAAGUCCCCGAGAACCAUCUUUCUUUUUCUCAGUAACCUUGCGGGCAAUAUCAUCAAUGAGGUAGUCCUGAACCUGCUUAAGGCUGGGUGGUCCCGGGAAGAAAUUGGGAUGGAGCACUUGGAGCCCCAACUCCAGGCUGGGAUUGUGGAAGCCACAGACAGUGGCUUUGGGCACAGCUGUCUUGUGAAGGAAAACCUGAUUGACUUCUUCAUCCCCUUCCUGCCACUGGAGUACCGUCACGUGAGGCUGUGUGCACGUGAUGCUUUCCUGAGCCAGGAGCUCCUGUAUACGGAAGAGGCACUAGAUGAAAUCGCCAAGAUGAUGGUGUACGUCCCCAAGGAGGAACAACUCUUCUCUUCCCAGGGAUGCAAAUCUGUUUCCCAGAGAAUUAACUAUUUCAUGCCUUGAGAGCUAGAUGACAACUUCCCAAAGCUGCCUUCCUUCCACUAAUAGGAUCCUGGGGCCUGUCAGCACACUGUCCAGGACGUAACGGGUUGGAGGGGCAGGCUAGCAUCCAGCAGCCACAAGCACAAGUGGUGUGUAAAAGGGAGGCCUUAAAUCAGAGACAGAGCCAAUUCUUAAAAUCACUUGGUGCCUUACAGAGCCACAUUCCAAAAUGUGGGCCAGCUGGUUGGAGAAAGUCAUGUGGGAGAUAAAUCCCAAGGAUUUAUUAGCAUAUCAGCUCCUGCCUGCAGAUGCCUGGACUUGGGGGUUGGGCCUGAGGCUGCAGUAUCCUCAGUGACAGAGAAGGGAAAAAUUAACUUCUGCUUACCAGUGGCAGGAACUGGGUGGGUUAGCUUUCAAGUUGUUAUUCCCAGAGGGAAGCUGAUCAGCUUCUAUCUGUGAGAUCAGGAAAGAGCCUCAGGCUGAAGGAAAAAGUGCACAGAGGAAGAUUUUUUUUUUUUUUAAAUCAGGUCAGUGUAGGCUAAGCCUUGUUCUGCUCUGCAGAUUUAAAUCAAUUAAAAUUAUUUUUUUUAAGUUAGGGACCUUGACAUGAUUUUAUCAUAUGUAAAGAUUAAAAUUUUGUAUUUUUCUAAAA
Molecule: messenger RNA, 1893 nt
Organism: Lagenorhynchus albirostris (white-beaked dolphin)
Lineage: Eukaryota; Metazoa; Chordata; Mammalia; Artiodactyla; Delphinidae
Gene: TOR3A
Product: torsin family 3 member A
Exons: 6
Coding region: 60-1262 (400 amino acids)
Cellular component (GO): endoplasmic reticulum lumen; nuclear envelope
Molecular function (GO): ATP binding; ATP hydrolysis activity
Source: RefSeq, a predicted model, not a curated record